CCCCAGACCCUCCCCCCUACCCCCCAUGUCGCAGGAUCAAGUCCCCAAGACGGAAAACCUGGCCACCCAACCCCCCGCUCCACCCCCAUCACCCCGUAAACACGCCUCCGCACCCCGGGUCUCUCACAGCCCGCCGUUCCCCCAGCUCCUGUCCCAAGUCCAAGCCACCCCUGCAGCAGGACAGCUGUAGCUAUCAGGAGGCAGGCGGCCAUCCCUGAGGUGUGGGGGGUGGGGGGUGGGCGGGGGGCCCUUGGCCCCGCCCCGGGCCCUGCAACUCGACCCCGCUGCGACCCCCGGCUCUGACGUCUCGGAAAAUUCCCCCCUGCCCAGGCCCCCAGGGGAGGGGGUACAUGGUAUGAAAUGGGGCUGAGACCCCUGGUCGGGGACAGAGAAACCCGCCAGAGAACAUUCACAAGGAGCAUCCAUGGACUUCUGGAACUGGGAUGAAGCGUCUCCACAGGAAGUGCCCCCAGGGAACAGGCUGUCAGGGCUGGAAGGAGCUGAACUCGGCUUCUAUUUCCCCGAACUGGCGCUCCCCGGGGACACGCUAAUAGCGGAGACACGCUGGAAAGGUGGCUGUGGGCUGGGACUCCUGGGAGCUGAGGAAGGGCUCCCACAGCCGGACUGGGGCUCCGCGUUACCGCACCCAGAAGCUCCAUGGGGGGCGGAGCCCGCCCCGCAGGCUCUUCGGUGGUCGGGAGACUGGACAGACUUGGCGUGCACGGGCUCGGACCCUUCGAGCGGCGUCUCCCAGGCCCUGGGCCCCGCCCCUCCCGGCCUGGGUCCCGCCCCCUUAGCUGGUGCUGCGGGGGCCGCGGACCAGAACUGGACCACCUCCGGGGGAGGGACCAACUCGUGGUCCCGCGCCCAGGCCGCCGCCAGCUCCUCCACCAACUGGGACUGUUCUAUUGGCCUCGACGGCCCCACCUACUGGGGCAAGGGCCGCCGCGGGGAGCCGAGCGCGGACUCUACCAUUUCGUUGGGUGGGCCUGCGGGCUCAGACUAUACCACCUCCUGGGUCUCGGGGCUGCAAACGGACUGCAACACCUCUUCAAAGGGGUACCAGACUUCAGAUCUCACCACGUCCUCCGAACCAAGCCAGCAGUCGGGCGGCGUAACCGUGGCUUGUUACCCCAAAAAUAACCACCGAGGUCCCAUUCAGCUGUGGCAGUUCCUCCUGGAGCUGCUCCGAGACGGGGAGCGUAGCAACUGCAUCCGCUGGACUGGCAACAGCCGCGAGUUCCAGCUGUGUGACCCCAGAGAGGUGGCGCGGCUGUGGGGUGAGCGCAAGAGGAAACCCGGCAUGAACUACGAGAAACUGAGCCGAGGCCUACGCUACUACUACCGCCGCGACAUAGUGCGCAAGAGCGGUGGGCGCAAGUACACGUACCGUUUCGGGGGCCGAGUGCCCGGCCUGGCCUGUCCGGACUGCGCGGGGGGUGGACCGGGAGGAGCGACCCAAUAAAAAAUCCCAUCAAACUA
Molecule: messenger RNA, 1482 nt
Organism: Zalophus californianus (California sea lion)
Lineage: Eukaryota; Metazoa; Chordata; Mammalia; Carnivora; Otariidae
Gene: ETV2
Product: ETS variant transcription factor 2
Exons: 7
Coding region: 425-1465 (346 amino acids)
Biological process (GO): cell differentiation; regulation of transcription by RNA polymerase II
Cellular component (GO): nucleus
Molecular function (GO): sequence-specific DNA binding; DNA-binding transcription factor activity, RNA polymerase II-specific
Source: RefSeq, a predicted model, not a curated record